Messenger RNA from Procambarus clarkii (red swamp crayfish), 951 nucleotides. RefSeq lists its product as uncharacterized. The record is from RefSeq and is a predicted model, not a curated record. NCBI's taxonomy places the organism in Eukaryota, Metazoa, Arthropoda, Malacostraca, Decapoda, Cambaridae.
UCGCGGACACACGUGAUUCCUUCCUCAGCUACCGCGGUACCUCGCGCUCGCUCUAUACACCAACUGCCCCGGUAAUGACAGCUAUGGUGGCGAGGGUUCGUGCGGGCCAGCAGCGGGCCGUGGUGGCGUGUGUGUUGGCGGCGAUGGCUGUCUUGUUGGUGGAGGGCGGCCAGAUGGAAUCCUUCGUCCUGGGCGAAUCGGGCACGCGAUGCCUCAACGUCAGCGCCUCCUUCCCUUGCCCUACCCUCACCUUCUGCGUCGGCGCCUGUCUGGCCAACCCGAGCUGUCUUGGUGUCAACUGGAUGGGCACCUCCUGUCAGCUGGUCUCCUCUCUCAGGCAGGUCGUGGCCGAUCCUACUUCCUCCAUCUAUGUCCCAGAUAUAGAGCGGUCUUCGGUGGUCCUGCAGUACCCCUGCUCGACGUGCUAUGGAACACAGCCUGCAGGUAUCGACCACUGGCUCCUAGAGUGCCCCAGGCCCGGGGGCGUCGUGGUGGGUGUGGCCUCUGCCUCCACCUUGACGGAGCUGGACUACCUGGUGUGUACACACCCGCCCGGCCUCACUCUGGACUACACUGUGGGGUGUGUCCAUCAGACCACCAGCUGCAACGACAAGGGCCUCAAGUGGUUCUUCUUGAUGACAGCUGUGUGGUGCGACAAUCAGAUCUUCUUUCAGCCAACUAACUACCGCUACCAGACUAUUGGGAUAGUGUCGACGCAGAAGGUGGACACGAGUAGGUGCUUGAUCCCCGGAGAGACGAGUGGCUGGGUGCCCGGCGUGACAACUGGCGUACUUACCCGCCUGCAGUGUCCGCCACACAUGAUGGCCAUCUCUCUGGAGUGGCUCGACUAUACCUUGCCUCCUGCCCUCAAGUGCUGCCUCUACUACGACUGAAGAUCUAAGCCUCAUGGGGGCCCCUCUACUGACGACCUACACCUCCUGAAGCCUCUAU